This is a messenger RNA of Penicillium paradoxum, 1314 nucleotides long. Its product is annotated as esterase/lipase family protein. NCBI's taxonomy places the organism in Eukaryota, Fungi, Ascomycota, Eurotiomycetes, Eurotiales, Aspergillaceae. The record is from RefSeq and is a predicted model, not a curated record. The transcript is spliced from 3 exons. Bases 1 to 1314 code for a protein of 437 amino acids.
AUGAGGAAGACUUUGCUACUCGUUUUCAUUCACGGCUUCAAGGGUGGCGAUGACACUUUCGGCACAUUUCCUGAACAUUUACGCGUCCUAGCCAGCAAGGCAUUACCUGCAGUUGAGGUUGUCACUGCUGUCUAUCCCAAGUAUGAGACCAAAGGUGACCUGAAGCAAUGCGUCGCGAAGUUGCGAGAUUGGCUACAAGACACUGUGAUCGAUCUGGAAGUUGCCAACCAUACCGCAUCACCCACCGUCGACCCUUCGGUCCACGUCGUUCUAAUAGGUCACUCAAUGGGAGGGAUAGUAGGAGCAGACACUCUCCUUCUGCUGGCAGCAGAGCAGCCAAUUUCUCGAAAUCCGACUCCCAGCAUACAUCCUGAGUCCACAUAUGGCACGGAGCCUAUCGUGGAGCCGGGUACUUUCAUGUUCCCUCAUGUCCAAGGAGUCCUUGCAUUUGACACCCCGUUCUUGGGAAUAGCUCCCGGUGUCGUGUCAUAUGGCGCAGAAGGGCACUAUCGGAAUGCUGCGACCGCUUUCGACACCUUCUCUGAGGUCGCAGGAUUGUUCGGUUACGGUGGAAAGAGCAAUGCAUCCAAAAAGGGAGCCACUCCAGCUCCGCCUGAGGCCCAAAAAAGUUUGCCUCCCACACCUGACGCCGCCGCAACACCUUCUUGGGAAAGGUGGGGUAAAUAUGCUAUGUUCGCCGGCGCCGCUGGUGCUGUUGCUGCUGGUAGUGCAGCCAUGUACACGCAGCGCCAAAGGCUCGGUGAAGGAUUUGGAUGGGUAUCAUCGCACCUUGAGUUUGUUGGUUGCCUUGCUCGUGCCUCUGAAUUGCAACAGCGUCUUGCUCGCUUAUCAAUUGUGAAAGAGGAACGUGGAAUCGGGUGUAUGAACUUCUUCACAUGCCUCGGAAAUGGCGCAACGAACCUGGUGGAGAAUACAUCAGGAAACAAAACCUCCUUUAGCCAAAGGAUCAUUCGGUCCAAGAACAGGACUUUCUGUUCGUUACCAGAGGAGGUGGAAAACGGGCAGCAAUCUCAAAGUCCAGGACUCUUAUGGACUAGGGCUGUUAAUGAUCGCGCUACUGAUGAGACUAGUGCGCAUGUUACAAUGUUCCUUCCCAAACAGAACCCUGCGUUUUUCAAAUUGCUCACCGAAGCAUGCGAAGUCUUGGUCAAGUCGAUAGAUAAAGGCUGGUAUCAUUCGUCCACUGGAUCGACCAAGGAAAGCGCUACCAAACAACGAAACGCAAAGCAAGAGACAGAAACCAAAACAAACACAAACUUCAUGGAUGCCGAUGACGUUGUCAUCGUCGGCUGA